Molecule: messenger RNA, 558 nt
Organism: Aspergillus neoniger CBS 115656
Lineage: Eukaryota; Fungi; Ascomycota; Eurotiomycetes; Eurotiales; Aspergillaceae
Exons: 8
Coding region: 1-558 (185 amino acids)
Source: RefSeq, a predicted model, not a curated record
AUGACGAAUGGGUCACAGGCGGAGAGACUAAAAAACCUGCGGGUGACUGCUAAGGCUCAACGGGAGCCUGCCUCAGGACGACUUGGGACUAGCAGUGCUGAUCCUCUUAACUUGUAUCUAACGAUGGUCAUGGCGAGUGGACACACUAGACACAAUACAGUUAGCAAUGACCGACUCAACCAGUCCAGGAGGGGAUCCGUUUCACGCGUUAACUCUCCCAUGUCCAUGCCAAUGCUCAUUAGCCAUGCAGCCGCUCUCUCCUUUGACCCGCAUUAUCUGAGACGAGAGAUGGUUCGGUUCCAUUCUGUUGCGAUCCAAUACGAGCAGCCCCAUGAUCGCCAACUUCGUGGUAAGGAGAUGUCUGAGCCCCAGACUACCCCUUACGCUAGCAGCCAUGAAGUCAUCGAGACCAUGUGUCUCGAUACCCUGCUGCGCCUCAGCCACAGGAUGACUGGCCGAGAGCGUUCCUUUCUGCCACUCCGGCGCUACAGCCACAGUUCAACCCACGAGCUCUCCGUUCUUGCUCAACCGUACCAGUCCCUUGGGACUGCCUUGUGA